This is a messenger RNA of Acanthisitta chloris (rifleman), 360 nucleotides long. RefSeq names its product vacuolar protein sorting 25 homolog (S. cerevisiae) (gene VPS25). The annotation marks the transcript as partial. The record is from RefSeq and is a predicted model, not a curated record. Gene Ontology annotation, molecular function: structural molecule activity; protein homodimerization activity. Gene Ontology annotation, biological process: protein transport to vacuole involved in ubiquitin-dependent protein catabolic process via the multivesicular body sorting pathway. Lineage: Eukaryota; Metazoa; Chordata; Aves; Passeriformes; Acanthisittidae. The transcript is spliced from 4 exons. Gene Ontology annotation, cellular component: ESCRT II complex.
CCGCAGCGCCUCCUUAACCCGCGCGCAGGGAAGCUGCCUCUGGAGUCCAUCCAGGUGGUGCUGGAGGAGCUCCGCAAGAACGGGAACCUGGAAUGGUUAGAUAAGAACAAAACCAGCUUUCUGAUCAUGUGGAGGAGACCAGAAGAAUGGGGAAAGCUCAUCUAUCAGUGGGUGUCGAGAAAUGGCCUGACCAACUCUGUGUUCACCCUGUAUGAAUUGGUCAGUGGAGACGACACAGAGAGUGAAGAGUUCCACGGCUUGGAUGAGGCUAUGCUGCUUCGUGCCCUGCAAGCCUUGCAGCAGGAGCACAAGGCUGAAAUUAUCACGUUGGACGAUGGCCGAGGCGUCAAGUUCUUCUGA